Camelina sativa (false flax) is the source of this 1398-nucleotide messenger RNA. RefSeq names its product 11-beta-hydroxysteroid dehydrogenase 1A-like. The record is from RefSeq and is a predicted model, not a curated record. Lineage: Eukaryota; Viridiplantae; Streptophyta; Magnoliopsida; Brassicales; Brassicaceae. Gene Ontology annotation, cellular component: cytosol. Gene Ontology annotation, molecular function: 17-beta-hydroxysteroid dehydrogenase (NADP+) activity. Gene Ontology annotation, biological process: steroid metabolic process.
UGUCUCUCUCUUCGUCUCACCACCGUUUUUGUCUAAAAUCCAAUUUGGUUGAGCUUGGCGAUAAAUAUUCAAACAACGUACGUAUAGAUCAUGUUCGAUAAGAGCCAUUAUCAAUAUAUGCGUAUUGUCUUUUGAUCGAAAAAAUGGAAUUGAUAAACUAUUUCCUCAAUCUAACUGCGCCUUUCUUCACCUUCUUUGGUCUCUGCUUCUUCUUGCCUCCUUUUUACUUCUUUAAGUUCGUGCAGUCUAUUUUCUCGACCAUUUUCUCGGAAAACCUUCACGGGAAAGUUGUUCUCAUCACUGGUGCUUCCUCCGGCAUUGGCGAGAACUUGGCAUACGAGUAUGCAAGUAGAGGUGCAUGUUUGGCCUUGACCGCUCGAAGGAAGAACCGUCUAGAAGAAGUGGCAGAGAUUGCUCGUGAAAUUGGAUCUCCCAAUGUUUUCACCGUUCAUGCUGAUGUCUCCAAACCUGAUGAUUGUAGACGACUCGUUGAUGACACCAUCACCCAUUUCGGGAGAUUGGAUCAUCUUGUAAAUAACGCUGGGAUAACGCAGAUCUCGAUGUUUGAGGACGUUGAAGAUAUAACCAGGAAUAAAGCAGUUUUGGAUACCAACUUCUGGGGGUCAGUUUAUACUACUCGUGCUGCGCUUCCAUACCUUCGACAAAGCAAUGGUAAGAUCGUGGCUAUGUCUUCCGCUGCAGCGUGGCUAACGGCUCCAAGGAUGAGUUUUUACAAUGCAAGCAAAGCAGCUUUGUUGAGCUUCUUUGAGACGAUGAGAAUUGAACUUGGUGGCGAUGUACACAUUACAAUCGUCACACCUGGUUAUAUCGAAUCCGAGCUCACACAAGGCAAGUACUUCUCCGGGGAAGGCGAGUUAAUAGUCAACCAAGACGUCAGAGAUGUUCAAAUAGGACCAUUUCCGGUAGCAUCUGCAUCAGGAUGCGCCAAGGCGAUAGUGAAUGGUGUGUGCCGCAAACAGAGAUAUGUGACAGAGCCAUCGUGGUUUAAGGUGACAUAUCUUUGGAAAGUGCUAUGUCCGGAGUUGAUUGAGUGGGGUUGUCGGUUAAUGUAUAUGACUGGAAGUAGUAUGUCCGAGGAAAAUGCUCUCAACAAGAGGAUCAUGGACAUUCCUGGUGUGCGUAGUGCUCUGUACCCGGAAUCUAUCAGGACGCCGCCGGAAAUCAAGUCGGAGUAGAGUGAGGUUGAUUACAUAAUAAAUAGAUGAGAAGUACGUAUCUUAGAAUAUGUGCGAUCAGUAAUAAUAAUCAAACAUGUAGGUUUGUUUUUGUGAAUGGUAGUACUUUUGACUAUGUAUAUUAACACUAUCUGUGUCUUCAAGAAUAAGUAAGUUGCCUAAUACAGAACAUGCUUGUAGAACAAGUCAUUUCUCUUCUAGA